AUGCAUAUUCUCAUUACUGGCGCCGCGGGCUUCAUCGGCCAACUCCUAGCCCGAGAGCUACUGGAUGACCCAGCCUAUCGCGUCACUCUGACCGACAUCCACCAACCACCCGUCCCCAAGGGCGUGCGCUACCCGCAGAAUGCGACCGCCGUGAAAGCCGACCUUCUGGAUGGAGCGACAGCGGGAGUUGACUCGUCGCUCGAUGCCGUGUAUGCCUUCCAUGGGAUCAUGUCGUCCGGUUCCGAGGCCAAUUUCGACCUCGGCAUGAGCGUUAACGUCGACGCCACGCGCAACCUCCUCGAAGCGCUACGACACACUUGCCCCGGUGUGCGGGUGAUCUACUCAUCCAGCCAAGCUGUGUACGGACAACCGCUCCCCGAAGUGGUGACGGACAGCGUGGUGCCCACACCGGAAUCGUCGUACGGCGCCGAGAAGAUCGUGUGCGAGACGCUGGUGAACGAGUACACGCGCCGGAAGUAUAUCACAGGUUUCACGCUGCGCUUUCCCACUAUCUCGGUGCGCCCCGGUGCGCCCACCGCCGCGGCGUCGUCCUUCUUGUCGGGUAUGAUCCGCGAGCCUCUCGACGGCAAGGAAUGCGUCAUCCCUAUUGAGAACCGCGGGUUCAAGUCCUGGCUCUGCUCACCCAAAACCCUUGUGCACAAUCUCCUUCUGACUCUUGGUCUGUCCGCGGACUGCGUGCCGCCGCAUAUCCGCCAGAUCAAUGUGCCAGGCAUUUGUGUUACGGUACAGGGGAUGAUGGAUGCGCUGGAGAAGGUUGGUGGGAAGGAUAAGCUGGCUCUACUAAAGGAGAAGGAAGACCCUGCGCUUGUUGCAAUUUUAAAGUCGUGGCCUACGCAGUUUGACAAUUCACAGGCUAUUGCGCUGGGAUUUAAACGGGAUGAGUCGUUUGAGCAGGCUGUACGGGAUUAUAAGGCUGAAUUGGAGCAUUCAUGA
Messenger RNA from Penicillium lagena, 954 nucleotides. RefSeq names its product SDR family oxidoreductase. The record is from RefSeq and is a predicted model, not a curated record. NCBI's taxonomy places the organism in Eukaryota, Fungi, Ascomycota, Eurotiomycetes, Eurotiales, Aspergillaceae. The coding region runs from base 1 to 954 and encodes 317 amino acids. The transcript has a single exon.